AUGAAUGGGGAAUCUUUUGCUUUAUCCUCUAUAACUGAAUAUAAACUUUGCUAUGUGACAAAUUUAUGCCUUCAAUUAUGUACGUUAACUAUGGAUACAUUUGUUCAUCUAUUCUCCUGUCUAAUUAAUUUAUCUCAUUUAAAAAUGAAAUUACUUCAAAUUGAUGAAAAACGUCAAGAAGGUUAUGUAUACGAUAUUAAUAGUGAAAAACCAACAAAAUGUCGAAUUAAACAAAUGGAUAUAGAUACUGUUUCUCAAUCAGCACUUGAAUAUUUACUUUAUUAUAUUCAUUCUACACUUGAAGAACUAAUUAUUGAUAAAUUUAAUCAAGAUUUAUUUCAACAAUUUUUACCCUAUAAUAAACUUACACAAUUAAAAAUAACCAAUGGUAUAGAUACUGGGUGUAUUUGUUCAAUACCUCUAUUAAAUUUACAAUAUUUAACCAUUAAUUUAACAGAAUCAAAUUGUGAUCAUAUUAGCGAAACAAUUUCAAAAUUACUUGAUACUUAUUCUAAUUUAAUUCAUUUGACAAUAUUAGUAGAAUUAGAUGUUAUUCUCAAUCAUUUACAUAUAAAAUCAUGA
Molecule: messenger RNA, 582 nt
Organism: Didymodactylos carnosus
Lineage: Eukaryota; Metazoa; Rotifera; Eurotatoria; Philodinida; Philodinidae
Source: the annotation of a GenBank genome assembly